Fusarium graminearum PH-1 is the source of this 1023-nucleotide messenger RNA. RefSeq lists its product as uncharacterized. Lineage: Eukaryota; Fungi; Ascomycota; Sordariomycetes; Hypocreales; Nectriaceae. The transcript has 2 exons. The record is from RefSeq and is a predicted model, not a curated record. Bases 1 to 1023 code for a protein of 340 amino acids.
AUGAGUUCCAUGAUGAAUGCAUCAUCAGGUUUCGGUAUGCGGCUCAUCCACACUAACGAGCUCAACCCCAAAUCCGAAAAGAUCCUCAACACCAUACUGACCAAAACGGAGAAGAAGUUUGCUCUUGGUUCAGAGUGGCUCUCUCCCGCUGUCAGGCCUUCUUCCUGUGGGCUCACAAACCAACUCAUACAUAGCUCCAUCAUCCAGAAUGAGGUCCUCUUCUGCUCAGAAGGCCUCACUGUACUAUCACUUGACAGACUGUAUAGCCUCAAAAGUGCUCUUUCUAGCUACUCCAAAACGAAAUCCCCGCUCCGCCUUGAAGACGCCGUCGACGAACUAAGGCGCAUCAUCUUGGCAACCAACGGCACCAAGGUUUCCAAGACCGCCAUCCUUCGAUCAUACGACUGGCUGAGCGUGUCAAACUCCGCCUUGGUCGAUCUAGAUCGCAUGUAUCGACGAGCAUAUGGUGGACCCGAGCAGCACGGUGGAAUUGCAGGCCUCACAAGUUUCGCCGAACCGGCCAUCAAGCCUAUCAGCGACUCCCAGGAACGCCAUAUAGAAGAGGAGGCAAGCGAGCCCACGAUAAACAUCAUAGCAGACAAAGGCAAAACGCCAUCGCCGAAGCCCUUGCUCAAGCUGCAGACAAAUUUCACUCCAGGGCCCCUUCUCAGACCAAAACCUAAGAAAAUAGAGGCUCCAGCCCAGGUGCCCAUUCAGGUCGACACUGUGGAAGAGGAAGAUGGCGAUCGUACAGCACGGCCGACGGAUCAGUUAUACUUCACCAUGCAGCAGUGGGAGCCGCCUUCAACGAUUGACCAAAUCCUGACUGCAGGGCCGGUCAAUCGGAGUGCCUUCAGCCCUCUCACGCCGACACCUAUUAUGAGCCCAGGAUCACCAGGAUUUGGGCCUAUGACGCCACACGACUAUGACGAUAUAUCCCCUACAACACGAGGAGAAUGGGGUUUCAUGUUGGCAGAUAAUGCCUUCCAAAGCGGUCGCAAAGUCGGAGUUGAGACUUUUUGA